This is a messenger RNA of Aphanomyces invadans, 1307 nucleotides long. RefSeq lists its product as hypothetical. Gene Ontology annotation, cellular component: cytosol. Gene Ontology annotation, molecular function: 8-oxo-7,8-dihydrodeoxyguanosine triphosphate pyrophosphatase activity. Lineage: Eukaryota; Oomycota; Saprolegniomycetes; Saprolegniales; Verrucalvaceae. Gene Ontology annotation, biological process: dGTP catabolic process. The coding region runs from base 60 to 911 and encodes 283 amino acids. The transcript is spliced from 3 exons. The record is from RefSeq and is a predicted model, not a curated record.
GGGUCAUGGGGAGUUGAGAUCUGCAUCGCACAGUUCAACCAUCGCGGCGGCGCAGUGCGAUGUCAACGUCGUGUGGAGGGCCGUCGAAGAAGCGUCGGACGUUAGCGGAUGCCGAUGAAGAUGUGCGUUUGUACCAAUCCCGGCUCGCCGAAGCUGUGAAGAAGAUGAUCGUGUUGGCGAGGGAGAAUGCGCGGAUGAAGGUGUUGCUCCAAAAGUACUUGGAAAAGGACGACACGCUACUAAGUACAUCCCAGAUGACGAUGAGCAGUCAAUUGUCGCAAUCGCAGCCGACACAGUCGCAAUCUGCAGUGUUGCCGCCCCUGGACUCGAUUACCGAGUCGGACGACCACGUUUCGUCGGCGUCGUCGUUCGUGGGCGAUUCGGCGAUGGACACCUUUGGAGGGAGCAACAGUCAAGACUACUUUACAUCGUCGCUGUCGUCGCCAUUGCACGACGAGUUUGUGUUUGAUAGCCAGCUGAGCCAGUUCGACGACCUCGCCAACCCUUCAAACCUCGUCGAAAUCAUGACAUACUUGGACCGUCACGAAGCGUUGGAUCAUGACAGAUUGUUUACCAUGCAGAACGAGGUAGCAACUCUUCGAAAAAGCACCACCGUACCACGUGUCGGCGUGGGGGUCCUGCUCUACUCGGCGGCUUACCCUGCAUGCGUACUCAUUGGCGUGAGGAAAGCUUCGCACGGUGCAGGCAAAGUGCAGCUUCCAGGGGGUCAUUUGGAGUUUGGCGAGAGUUGGGAAGAGUGCGCCAUCCGCGAAGUAAAGGAAGAAACAGGUAAGAAGCCUCUGGCCAUUCGACUUUCUGUCGGCGCCGCGCUCGACGACGAUCUCGGUAGCUCUCGAUAUUGUCGAUGUCACGUUUGCCCACUUGACCAACGACUACAUGCCGGACGAUGACAAGCACUACAUCACGAUCUUCAUGCAAGCCACGGUGCAAGGCAACCAAGUGCCGCAGUGUAUGGAACCCGACAAAUGCGAAGGUAUGGAAGUUGUCGUUGUUUUGUUUCGGAGCUUUGUCGUUGGAUGUAGGGUGGGAGUGGCUGCCGUACGAAACCCUCAAGUCCCCCGCGUACCAAGCAAGGUUGUUUAUGCCGCUGCACCAUCUGACGCAGAGUUUAUUUGUCCCACCACCCUGUGACAAGCUGGACGCAUGAUGGAAGCGGCGGCGUUGUGGCACCAUGCAACAACUUUAGCAGUUGAGCUCGGUCCAAGGCUGAUUAUUUUGUAACUCGUUACGUCCAUGUCACCCAAACGACCGGGACGAUAUGCAGACGAUUCAAAUGGUUUCCACCC